Molecule: messenger RNA, 2220 nt
Organism: Nylanderia fulva
Lineage: Eukaryota; Metazoa; Arthropoda; Insecta; Hymenoptera; Formicidae
Gene: Bx42
Product: Puff-specific protein Bx42
Biological process (GO): mRNA splicing, via spliceosome
Cellular component (GO): spliceosomal complex
Source: RefSeq, a predicted model, not a curated record
AAUGCGCAGCGUCUAAAGCGUCUUUCUUGUCUCGUCGCUCAACCGAGUGACGUCAUCUGUGAAAUAUUCGUGUAAGUACGCGCGAUUGUUAGUUCCCACGAGAAAUUCUGUGUAUAAUUACGUUACGAAAAACGGAUAGUCAGUGAAAAUUAGAAAAAAGCAUUCCGUUUUCUCGAUCUCGUCCGAUCACGCGAGAACAGGAAACGUGAUCAACACGUGGAGGUUACCAAACAGUCCUUCGAGAAGGAUUGCAGCGCGGACACGACGAGUUUGGCAAUUAAUCGACGACGAAGGUCUGUACACGCACGGGACGACCCUGGCGAGAAGGCCGAGUGCCACAGUGAAACGUCCACCACGCCCUUGACGCCACGAGACACAGGGUCUACGGCCGGAAGGAGAGCACGUAGCCGAGCGCCGCCGCCAUUCCUGCCCAGCGUUAUUAAUCACGAUGUCUUUAACGAAUUUGUUACCUGCUCCUACUCAAGUAGUAUGGGACAAAGACGAUGAAGCACGUGAACAGAAACUCCGUCAAAGACCAGUUUCGGCACUUGUGAAAGCUGUUGUUACAGCUCCACCUUAUGGACAGCGAAGAGGAUGGGUUCCACGCAAUCCAGAAGACUUUGGAGAUGGAGGAGCAUUCCCAGAAAUUCAUGUGGCACAAUAUCCACUUGGAAUGGGUAUUAAAGGCAAAGAAAUCACAAGCAAUGCUUUGGCAGUACAACUCGAUGGUCAGGGAAAAGUAAAAUAUGAUCUUAUAGCGAAACAGGGCCAUAGUAAAGACAAAAUAGUGUACAGCAAACUGACCGAUUUAUUGCCAUCCGAAAUAACAAAUGAGGAAGAUCCUACUUUGCAACGACCACCCGAUGACGAACUUGCUGAACUUACGGAUCGAACGAGAAAGGCAUUGGAGAAAAUAACAAGAUCGAAAAUCGCGGCUGCUAUGCCAGUCAGAUGCGCGGAGAAACAAGCUCCGGCUCAAUAUAUACGUUACACGCCUCAGCAAGGACAAUCGUUCAAUUCCGGGGCGAAGCAGAGAGUUAUUCGCAUGGUGGAGGCACAGGUGGAUCCGAUGGAGCCGCCGAAAUUCAAGAUUAACAAAAAGAUUCCCAGAGGACCUCCAUCACCUCCAGCACCGGUGAUGCAUUCGCCAACCAGGAAAGUCACGGUGAAGGAGCAAAAGGAGUGGAAAAUCCCUCCUUGCAUCUCCAACUGGAAGAAUGCAAAGGGUUACACCAUUCCGUUGGACAAACGUCUUGCCGCGGACGGUAGAGGUUUGCAGCAGGUGCAUAUCAACGAAAAUUUUGCCAAGUUGGCUGAAGCAUUAUAUAUCGCUGAUAGAAAAGCCAGACAAGCUGUUGAAAUGCGUGCACAGUUGGAGAAAAAGUUGGCUCAAAAGGAAAAGGAGAAGAAAGAGGAUCAUUUGAGGCAGCUCGCCCAAAAGGCCCGAGAGGAGCGCGCCGGAUUGAAAUCUAGCGCGACAUUAGAUAAGACUGAAGAAAUUCGCGAACGGGACCAACUUAGACAGGAACGGCAUAAAAAUCGUGCUCGCGAACGUAAUUUAGCUCGUGCUGCUCCCGACAAACGUUCUCGUUUGCAACGCGAACGUGAGCGUGACAUUAGCGAGCAGAUAGCACUCGGCUUACCUGCGAAGAGUAUACCCAAUACGGGAGAGGCGCAGUUCGACCAGCGUCUCUUUAAUAGCAGUAAAGGCUUGGAUAGCGGCUAUGGGCAGGAGGACGAAUAUAAUGUGUACGAUAAACCAUGGAAGGAUGGAAAUUCAAUUGCUUCACAUAUUUACCGUCCUGGUAAAAAUAUUGACAAAGAUUCGUACGGGGACGAUUUAGAAAAAUUGAUCAAAACAAAUAGAUUCGUUCCCGAUAAACAAUUUGGUGGCACUGACAGAUCGGCCACCCGAUCAGGACCGGUACAGUUUGAGAAGGAGGAAGAAGAUCCCUUCGGUUUAGAUCAGUUCUUGAAGCAGGCCAAGCGCGCCAGUAGUAGCUCAACAACGACGAAGCGCAAAGAUGAGCGCGAACUACGUAGGGAUGAGCGUGAAAGUAAACGAAGAAAGCAUUAAAAUUCUUUCGUUUUUAAUUAGAUUUUAUUUUUUAUUUUUUUUUUUAUUAUUGUCUUUUGAAUCUUUCAAAUGUCUUGUGCAGCUGGCGCACGAAAAGUCGCCCUUUACGUACAUGAUGGGAUUUUAGAAAGGGCUUCCUUUCC